Oldenlandia corymbosa var. corymbosa is the source of this 483-nucleotide messenger RNA. The record is from the annotation of a GenBank genome assembly. NCBI's taxonomy places the organism in Eukaryota, Viridiplantae, Streptophyta, Magnoliopsida, Gentianales, Rubiaceae.
AUGGCGAAGAAGAGAGUUUCAACUUCGAAAAACCCGGCUUCUACUGCUUCCCCUCCUACAAGCUCCCGGACAUCAACUCAAGGGGGCAUGGUGUUGCGGGUGAGGACAUCAGAGCGAAUGAAGGAAUUGGCGGAGAAGCUGAGCGAACCCAUUUCAGGGAAGAAGCUUAAAACGAUUUCGAAGAAGAAAAGUUCGAAGAUUGACGCCCUCAAGCCCAAGAAGCCCCCUACUGCGUUUUUCUUCUUCCUGGAAGAUUUCCGCAAGGACUUUCAAGAGACGAAUCCUGAUAUUAAGUCAAUGCGUGACAUUGGCAAGGCUUGUGGGGACAAGUGGAAGACAAUGACUUAUGAGGAAAAAGUCCACUAUUAUGAUAUAGCUACUGAGAAACGAGCAGAAUUUGAUCAAGCAAUGGCAGAAUACAACAAAAGAAAGGAAAUGGGGGACUUCCAGGAGUAUGAAGACGACUCUGACUUCUACAGCUGA